Molecule: messenger RNA, 1907 nt
Organism: Centropristis striata (black sea bass)
Lineage: Eukaryota; Metazoa; Chordata; Actinopteri; Perciformes; Serranidae
Gene: cwc25
Product: CWC25 spliceosome associated protein homolog
Exons: 9
Coding region: 143-1351 (402 amino acids)
Biological process (GO): mRNA splicing, via spliceosome
Cellular component (GO): U2-type spliceosomal complex
Source: RefSeq, a predicted model, not a curated record
AUGAGCUAAACACAUCACACACCAGCCGCAGUGGCUCCAUUUUCUAGCGUCUAACGUUGAACUUUCGUUGGUUCACCUUUUUUUGUAAGGACAAAUUUGUUUUUUUCCAUCUUCGUUUUACUGAAACGACGAAUUUUUCAAGAUGGGGGGCGGCGACUUGAACUUGAAAAAGAGCUGGCAUCCCCAGACUAUGAAAAAUAUCGAGCGUGUUUGGAAAGCUGAACAGAAACACGAGGCUGAACGCAAGAAGAUCGAGGAGCUCCAGAAAGAAUUAAAAGAGGAACGAGCCAGAGAAGAAAUAACAAGAUUUGCAGAAGAAGCUGGUUCCAUCAAAAAGAAGGAUGAUCGUCUGGACUGGAUGUACCAGGGCCCUGCUGGUCAGGUGUCCAGAGACGAGUAUCUGCUGGGACGUUCCAUUGACAAGCAGAUCACCGAUCAAUACGAGGAGCCUGAGAGUGGUCCAUCGGCUGAAACUGGCCUCCUGCCUGGCUCCAUUUUCAACCCCACCACUCCUGCCUCCAAUCUCGACCUGGCUGCCAAGAUCAGGGAAGAUCCCCUGUUUGAGAUCAGGAAGCGCGAGGAAGAAAAGAAGAGAGAGGUCUUGAGUAAUCCAGUGAAGAUGAGGAAAAUUAAAGAAAUGCUUCGCCAAAAUCUUGACAAGAAAGACAAAAAGAAGAAAAGGAAGAAGGAGAAAAAGGAGAAGAAAGGAGACAAAGAGAGAAGAAAGGAGAAAAAGCACAAGAGAAGAAGUUCUAGUUCAAGCUCAGAUGAGGAGGAAGAGAAAAAACACAGGUCACAUUCACGUGAUGACUCUUCAGCAGACACCAAAUCUCGUUCCCAUCAUAUUCCUGGCUAUGGCCUUCUGCUCCCAGCUGGUAGACACCACCAUUCCUCAGCUACCUCCAAUCACUCAGGACGGCGCGAGAGGAGUCACUCCCGAUCGCCUCACAGGAACAACAGGGACACUCAUGGCUACUCUUCAUCCUCACACAGAGGCGACAGGAAGGUUGAGCCCAGAGCGUCCAGCCCAGAGAGAGACCGUUACCACAGACAGAGGCACCAUGUGUCCAAGAAGCUCUCUGCAGAAGAGUUGGAGCGCAAGAGGCAGGACAUGAUGGAUCAGGCCAAGCAGAGGGAGGAGGACAGGGAGAAUAAUGUGAAGAGAUACAAGAGGCAAGACGAGCAGGAAAAGCAGCGGGAACAAAAUACCAAGCACGACCGCCACGCUGGCUUCAUUCAUAACAUGAAACUGGAGAGUGCUGCCAGCUCUUCUCUAGAGGACAGAGUGAAGAGGAAUAUCCACUCCAUUCAGAGGACGGCAGCCUCUCUGGACAACUUCAUGAAGAGAUGAAGACGACACCUUUUAUCAUACAGAUGAACUGAACUGACUAAAAAGACCAGCCAGGAGUACGCCACCCAUUCUUUUAUCGAUCCCUUUAGUGUAUUGAAGCAGUUGUGUAUGUGUAACAAACUGAGGAUGGGUGCUGUGGUGGUGUCAAAGUUCGUACAAGGAACUACAUGGCUCCACACCUACCUGUAGCUCAUAUUUUGAAAAGUAGUUUCCACAAAUGUAACAUAAUUUAUAUUUCAGACUACUUCAGGCAGAUCUGUUUUUAUUACUGUCCUAAUCGUCAAUGGUCCUUUAAGAUUCAUGUGAUCCGAACUUUGUACAGUAUAUUGUAUUCGUUUUUACAGUAUUAUAGAACCUUCUUUUAUCUUGUCAGGUUUUUGUAAUACAUUUGUUACUUAGUGUACUCCUCUCUGUGAGUGGCGAAUGAAAUAAAAACUAAUUUCCUUUGCUCCAAUGUUUGUUGUUACUGGCGACACUUUGUCGCUCAGAAACUACUAGAUAGGGCUGUGCUAGAUUACAAUAUAUGUUUUGUAAAAAUAUAUAAAAAUGUCAAUCA